Juglans microcarpa x Juglans regia is the source of this 1176-nucleotide messenger RNA. RefSeq names its product survival of motor neuron-related-splicing factor 30. NCBI's taxonomy places the organism in Eukaryota, Viridiplantae, Streptophyta, Magnoliopsida, Fagales, Juglandaceae. Gene Ontology annotation, molecular function: RNA binding. The transcript has 8 exons. Gene Ontology annotation, cellular component: cytoplasm; nucleus. The record is from RefSeq and is a predicted model, not a curated record. Gene Ontology annotation, biological process: mRNA processing. The coding region runs from base 131 to 1036 and encodes 301 amino acids.
UUAAUAAGAGAAAUCGGAGAAGGGUUUGUUUUGUGGUUUGUAAGUUCAUCGUUCAUUCUCUCUGCUACUGUUCUCUUCUACGCAUUCCUUCGCAUAAAAUACAUAAAAUUAAAAAAAUAUAAAUAAGUAAAUGCAAGGUGGAGGAGGGGAAGAGGUGAGCAUAGAAGAGCUGGCCUCAAAUCUCGCUACCUACAAGGAUCAGCUUCUUCAGGUCAGACAGAUAUUGGUUGAUGAUCCUGGAAAUUCUGAAUAUGUGGACAUGGAAAGGGAGCUUAAAGAGGUGAUUGCUUUGACAGAAGAGCUCCUUGCAACUGCAAAGCAAAAUGAUAUUUCUGGAUCAAAUACUGGGAGAAGUGGUAGGACAUCCCCAAAUAUGCUCCUGUCCGAGAAUAAUAACAUGGACUCAAGAAGCAUUUUUUAUAAUCACGAAAAUUUUCCUAUUGGCACAAAAGUUCAAGCUGUUUGGAGUGAAGAUGGGGAGUGGUAUGAAGCAAUGAUUGAGGCACAUACUCCGAAUGGCUAUUAUGUUUGUUAUGAUGGAUGGGGGAAUAAAGAAGAGGUGGAUCCUGCUAAUGUAAGACCAAUUCAAGAGGGGGUCAUCAAUGCUUUGACUGAAGCUGAGAGAGCAGCUGAAGCUACCAAACAAGCUAUCAAGCGUAAGAUUGCACUGGCUGCUGCCACGGACUUCCAGUCACGGAGUUUACCAGCAAAACUUCAUAUAGAUCCUGAUGACCCAGAGGACGUGAAAGCUGCGAAGCGUAAGAAGAUACAUGCUUUUAAGUCAAAGAUGCGGUUUGAGCAACUUGAAGUCACACAGAAUAAGCGGCAAAAUGCUUGGCAGCAGUUCCAGUCCACCAAAGGCAAGACUAAGAAGAUUGGUUUCUUUUCGGGGCGCAAACGGGAAAGUAUCUUCAAGUCUCCUGAAGACCCACAAGGUAAGGUUGGUGUUACUGGAAGCGGAAAGGGUUUAACAGAGUUCCAAAAGAGGGAAAAGCAUUUGCAUCUCAAGGGAGCGACCGUUGAGACUGAUGAUUAGCUUAGAUUUCCCAUUUCCUCACUCUGCUUAGUCGAACUCCUAAGCAAACUAUGGAGUCUUAUAACAGGAUGUACGACUCACUGAUCGUUCAUGGAGAUAAGCUUUUUAUCGUUUUUAAUUAAUUAAAGCUUUUAGCACGA